AUGAAGUUGAGUGGGAAAGGACUGUGUACCAUCGUCUCCAGCACCCUCCUCUUCGUCUGCGCCGUGAGCGAAGUUGUGGUCGGAUUCAAAUGCAUCUCGCUGGGCACCAAAGUAAAAGUGCAUUUUCACCUCUCGACCGCGGCUGGGGCUUUCUACUCGGGGAUACUGGUCGGACUAGGGCAGGCGCUGCUGGGUUUUGCGCUGCUUUGUUGCAAAGGGAAGCCCGGGUGUCGGAAUUUCUUUCUCAUGGGUAUCCUGGUGUUUUUGUUGGGAGUUCUCACCGCUUUCUCCGGCGCGGUGGUGGACGGGGACACUGUGUCUCUUGUGGAGCGCAAAUAUUCCCAUUAUUGCCUAGACAUAGACUCUGUGGAAUUAACCACCAUCUGCAACCAACUGAAGGAUUAUCAGAAAAGUCUAGUCAUCUCGACCAUUUUUAGCACUUUGGAAUGCCUUCUUGGGCUUAUGAACUUGGUGAUCAUCAAAAGGUACAAAACCGCGCAAUUUUACAGACGGAGGCAAUCACAUAGGCAGAGCGCGGGGGAUAUUCUUAGCAGCGAGGAGCAAGACUUCACCGUGUCCGAAUUCCAACCGGUUUCCUAUAUUAACUUGGGGAUAUUUCACGUGUUCGACGAGGCAGGUGUGGAAGUACAAUGCAGGGGCCACCCGUCUAUCGAGCUCCCGGGUUAUUCACCCACGGAUCCCGAGCUCAACCAUUCCUACCCGUUUUCUUACCCGCUCCCGAACGAGCUACCGCCCGCGUACGAAGACAUUUUCCCCGGAGACGAAAGUAACAAAUAG
Molecule: messenger RNA, 798 nt
Organism: Oncorhynchus gorbuscha (pink salmon)
Lineage: Eukaryota; Metazoa; Chordata; Actinopteri; Salmoniformes; Salmonidae
Product: transmembrane protein 271-like
Exons: 1
Coding region: 1-798 (265 amino acids)
Source: RefSeq, a predicted model, not a curated record